Molecule: messenger RNA, 750 nt
Organism: Emiliania huxleyi CCMP1516
Lineage: Eukaryota; Haptophyta; Isochrysidales; Noelaerhabdaceae
Exons: 5
Coding region: 1-750 (249 amino acids)
Biological process (GO): pyrimidine nucleotide biosynthetic process; 'de novo' pyrimidine nucleobase biosynthetic process
Cellular component (GO): cytosol; cytoplasm
Molecular function (GO): dihydroorotase activity
Source: RefSeq, a predicted model, not a curated record
AUGUGUGAUCGCGUCCCUGAGCCCUUCAACAGCAGGCGCGAGCUCCGGAUGCGCCGACCGGACGACUGGCACCACCACCUCCGCGACGGCCCCGACGUGCUGAGGGACACCGUCCGAGCAGCGGCGCGAGCCUUUUCCCGGGCCAUCAUCAUGCCGAACCUCGUCCCUCCGGUGACGACGGUGGCGGCGGCGGGCGAGUACCGCGAGCGGAUCGAGGCGGCGCUCGCAGCGAGCGGCGGCGCCCCCGGCAGCUUCACGCCCCUCAUGACGCUAUACCUCACCGACACGACCACGGUGGCAGCGGUCGAGGCGGCGGCGGCAAGCGGCUUCAUCAAGGCGUUCAAGCUGUACCCGGCCGGCGCGACGACCAACUCGGACUCGGGCGGCUCACUGGCGUUCGCAAGCAAAAAGAGAGCUAGCACGGACUCUGCGCCGCACGCGAUCGGCCGCAAGGAGACGGGGUGCGGAUGCGCGGGCAUCUUCAACGCCAACGCGGCGCUCGAGCUGCGGCGCGGGGGCGUGUACGCGGACCAGUUGCCGCCGAGAGCGUUCGAGGAGGCGGGUGCCCUCGAGCACCUCGAGGCCUUCUGCUCGCUGCACGGCCCCGCCUUCUACGGCGUGCCCGCCAACGACGAGGUGGUGACGCUGCGCCGAGAGACGUGGAAGAUGGCCCACUCCCUCCCCCUCGGCAACGAGGAGGUGGUGCCCUUCCGCGCGGCGCAGCUCAUCAACUGGAGGAUGGAUGGCUGA